Messenger RNA from Drosophila eugracilis, 2586 nucleotides. It is a transcript of the gene ppk28, whose product is annotated as pickpocket protein 28. The transcript has 4 exons. The record is from RefSeq and is a predicted model, not a curated record. Gene Ontology annotation, biological process: sodium ion transmembrane transport. Lineage: Eukaryota; Metazoa; Arthropoda; Insecta; Diptera; Drosophilidae. Bases 367 to 2199 code for a protein of 610 amino acids. Gene Ontology annotation, cellular component: membrane. Gene Ontology annotation, molecular function: ligand-gated sodium channel activity.
UAUUGCUUGCUAGCCUCAUAUUUGUGAUUACUACACAUGGGCUAUUUGUUUACUAGAGUCUAUAAUAUUUUUGAUUACAAAUGCUUAGGUGAAGGUCGUGCGUGUAUCCAUGUUUACUUUUAGGUGUAAAGUUUACUAAUGCUGCAGCCAUGUAAUCGUAUUUUCUGGUCAUCUGCUUGAUUUUUGAUGUGUUGGGUGGCGAGGGUUAUAAAAUCAAUUUGGCAGUUAUCACUGCAAAUGGAAGACCUUGUUUGCUUUGGGUCAAUAUGAUUAGAGCUGAUGACCGCAAUGGAAUUGCAAGUGCAGCAAGUUGAGUUAGCAGCGACCUAUAAAUACUGCUGAUCCAUAGAUUUCAGGAUACAGUAAAUGAUGAAGAAGUUGACAGAUAGCAGGCGGCGCAACAGUGGCUCCUCGAUGUGGAAGAAGGUGUCUGAUUCGGAUGACGACGACGACGACAAUACUAUCUGUAGCUGUGCGGCCAUUAAGAGGAGUGUGGUCUACUAUUUGAAAAAUAGCACCCUUCAUGGCCUAAAGUACAUCGCCGAGGAGAGCAUCACCAUUCCAGAACGUGUGUUCUUCGGCAUUGCUUUUGUACUGGUGGUAAUCUUGUCCGGAUUUUUCAUCUCCAACGUGUACGUAAAGUGGAGCGCUUCGCCCAUUAUUAUUUCGACCAGUGCCAAGCAAAAGCUAACCAGUAAUAUGCCCUUUCCGGCGAUCACGAUCUGUAAUCUUAACCAGGCACUGCUGAGUCAAGUGGAUCGCAUUGCCCGGACCAGCACAAAUUUCUCCCUACUUAUGGGUUUGUGUGACCAGGGCGGUGAUACGACCAUCUCCUAUAUCGGAACCUGGAAGUACUUUAAGGCGAUCCUGGUGGAGGUGGCCCAGCCGUGCGAGAAGAUGCUGUUGUACUGCAGUUUUGGUUCACGGGAAGAAGAGUGCUCCCUGCUCUUUAAUUCAAUAUUAACCGACGAUGGCCUGUGUUGUAAUUUUAAUGCCCUGGAUCCAUCGUAUCUCAUCCGGAAUUAUAGCGACGAUGUUAGGUGGGAACCGGCUCAGCCAAAUUCGCGUUAUGAACCCAUCGAUUGGACGCCUGAGAAGGGAUAUGCCCGCAAGCUGCCCGAGUUUUACUAUCCGCGCACCUCGGGUGGCACCGGCAUUCGCAUGGGUCUCACUGUGGUGUUGAAUGCCUCCAUAGCGGAGUACUACUGCACCAAGUCCAUGAGUGUGGGAUUUAAGGUCCUUGUUCACAAUCCUGCCGAACUGCCGAAGGUGAGCAACUAUGGAUUCGUGGUGACUGCUGGACGUGAGGCGAGAAUACCCAUUGAACCGGUUUAUGAGGAUGCCCUGCCCACGAUACGAUCCAUUAAGAAAUCGGUGCGUCGUUGCCUUUUCUCCGAUGAAAAUGAUUUGGCCUACUAUCGGACAUAUUCGCGAAAGAACUGUGAGUUGGAGUGCGAGGCGAAGUUGCUGCUUCGCGAAUGCAGCUGUGUCUUGUACUAUCUGCCCCGGAUCGAUCCAAUGGCGAGGGUGUGUGGACCCAAUGAUAAUCUCUGUACGGAUCGUGUACAAACGGAGAUCGAAUCAUCGAUGACAAACCUAACCUGCGAAAGUUGCUGGCCAGGUUGCUUUGAGCUCACGUAUAAGGCCACCCUAUCAACCGCAUCGAUCGUCUCGGAUCCACGUUUUCAGGCCGGCGAAAAUCUACCUGACUAUAUCUUCCAUGGACCAUAUAGCAAUGCCAGCGAGAUUUCCAUUCUGCACUUCUACUACAUGACCAAUAUAUUCCGGAGCACCACCAAGUCCGAGAUGUUUGGCUUUACCGAGUUUUUGUCUAAUACCGGUGGUCUUUUGGGCCUCUUCAUGGGCUUCAGCAUUUUCUCAGUGAUCGAGAUAUUCUUCUAUAUCACUGUUCGUCCCUACUGUGCCUCCCGGACCCUCCAGCAGCGCCAUAAGCGUCGCCUGGAGCAGCUUCGCUGGCUGACUCCGGUGCGGGUGCCCGGACGUAGAAUUCCACGCCUACGAAUUCGAGGUGGCUUUAUCCGAAAUCCUCUGCAACCGCCCGCCUACAGUGAUUUGCAGAAGAGCCGCGGAAAUGUUGGCAAAUCAAAGACAAACAAGAGGAGUAUCUGGCAAACGUUGCAGGUUCGCCCAGUGGAUCGAGUGGAUGUGGAGCCACCAGUCUAUCCGUACCUGGAUUAAGAGCAUCUGGAGUGACAUAUGCACAGAGAAAAAUCUAUUUUCCUGAAAUUUGGAAUAAGUAAACAGUAAAAAAUUUAAAGGAUUUUGAAAAAUAUGUUCAUAUUUAGACACAUUGAAUGUUAGAUGUUUAAAUAAACUUGCACGUUGUAAUAAUUUAUAUUAAUGAAUAAAAUUCUUACACUGUUUUUGGAUUUUCUCUGUAUGUAGCCGUGUUCCCAGUGUUCUUAUUUAUUGUUCUGCUGGAAUAGUCCGAUGUUUAUGGCCCAGAAAGCAGUACAACAAUAAAUAGACCCGUGGCAAAGGCAACAAAAAAGGCCAACGAACGCCGAAUCCAUGGGUGACGUGACUUCAGCAGCACUGGAAAAAAAUGUAUUAUUAUUGAAAUGA